Molecule: messenger RNA, 2530 nt
Organism: Oncorhynchus nerka (sockeye salmon)
Lineage: Eukaryota; Metazoa; Chordata; Actinopteri; Salmoniformes; Salmonidae
Product: zinc finger protein Gfi-1b-like
Exons: 6
Coding region: 587-1702 (371 amino acids)
Biological process (GO): regulation of transcription by RNA polymerase II
Molecular function (GO): DNA-binding transcription factor activity, RNA polymerase II-specific; RNA polymerase II cis-regulatory region sequence-specific DNA binding
Source: RefSeq, a predicted model, not a curated record
ACUACGUUACAUUACGUGGAAAAUUCAUUAAUGAAAGUUAAUGUUAUCAAAAAAUGUAUUAUCUCUAAUUUCGCAAUCUCUUACAGUAGAAACAAAUAUUUAUAUAUCAAAACUAUUUUAUGUCCCUUACUUAAUUGCAGAAAAAUAUCAUUACGAACCCAACACAUUUCACAUUCUCCAGAAAUUCAGAAAGGGAGGGGAAUGAUUCUGUGGAUAAAUUUACUGAGUGUACAAAACAUUAGGAACAUGUUCUUUUUUCAUGACAUGCAGUAGAGUGACCAGGUAAAUCCAGGUGAAAGCUAUGAUCCCUUAAUGAUGUCACUUCAAUCAGUGUAGAUGAAGGGGAGGAGACAGGUUAAAGAAGCCAUGAGAUAAUUGAGACAUGGAUGGUUUAUAUGUGCAGAGGGUGAAUGGACAAGACAAAACAUUUAAGUGCCUUUGAACAGGGUAUGGUAGUAGGUGACCGGUGCACCGGUUGUGUAAAGUACUGCAAGGCUACUGGGUUUUUCACACUCAACAGUUUCCCGUGUGUAUCAAUAAUGGUCCAAUACCUAAAGGACACAACUGGGGAAGCAUUGGAGUCAACAUGGGCCAGCAAAACUGUGGAACGCUUUCUACAUCUUAUAGAGUCCAUGCCCGACGAAUUGAGUGCAACUCAAUAUUAGGAAGGUAUUUAUCUCUCUCACGCUCGCCACCUUCCCCUUGCCUCAGCUCUGUCAUGCCUCGCUCAUUCCUGGUCAAGAGUAAGAGACCAGGGUCUCACCCCCCUUGCUUCUCUAAAGGCACCAGACACACAAACCCUGACCAGCCACAACCUCAUACAAACUAUCACGACAGGCAGAACAGGGCAUGGUGGGAAGUAAGGUCCCCACAUCGGAGCCCCUUCCAGGAGGACCAGGGCAACCUGUGCUCAGGGUCAGAGGUCAGGGACACCCUGGAAUACCCCUGCCCUAGCUGGGACGGCAUGGCAACCAGACCACACAGCACCUCGCCAGCUGACCUCUGGACCAGCUGGUCUGCAGAAACCGGAGGGUACGAUGAUGUGGAGCCUUCCGAGUCUGCCCUGCCCUGGUCCCUACACUGGCCCCGGGGCCCUGACAGAGAGAAGGAGCUGGAGAAACUGGUCCAUGUCUUACUGAGCCACAGGCCACAUAUGGACCUCAACUCCACCAGCCCAUGCCCCCUCUGUGAAAAGGUCUUGUCCUCAGGAGCUGUACUGAAGACUCAUUUACUCAGGUCACGUACAUGCGUGCAUGCAGUCCCAUUGGCCACAUCAGCCAAAGCCCCAGAGCACCCCUACGAGUUCAAACAAGCUCUGGGCACGUACGGAAGACCAAAGGAGCGUAGCUAUAGCUGUAAGGAGUGUGGGAAGGUAUUCAAGCGCUCCUCCACCCUGUCCACCCACCUGCUCAUCCACUCUGACACCAGGCCCUACCCCUGCCAGUACUGUAGCAAGAGGUUCCACCAGAAGUCAGACAUGAAGAAACACACCUUCAUACACACAGGUGAGAAGCCCCAUGUGUGCCAGGUGUGUGGCAAGGCCUUCAGCCAGAGCUCCAACCUCAUCACCCACAGCCAUAAACACAGCAGCUACUGGCCCUUCAGCUGCACGCACUGCCAAAGCAGAUUCCAGCGCAGACUGGACCUACAGCGCCACCAGGAGACACAAUGUUUUCAUAGCAGCGUGUACACACAGAGCUGAGGCCAUGGGUAUAAUGGAGAUUUGUAUUACAUAAGUACUGUAUGUAGCACAAGAAUGAGUGCUUUGUAUAGAGAUUGUUGACUGGUAUUUGCAGUUCCAUUUUUAUAUGGUACUUUGAUCAGUGACUGAGGCUAAGCACAUUGUGUUCAAGUUAUUUGGGCAUUUGUUUUUGUGGAUUUGCUUUCGCUCACAGCUUUUCAGGUUGACCGUUUGGAUAGUGCUUGAGGGGACCUGAUCACUUUAACAUCUCUAGCAAUGUCAUAUAUAUAUUGUGCGAGCUGGAUUCCAUCCAUAGCGCAGAAGCUCAGCGUUGUAGCCAGUUGAAAUGUAAAGGUCAUUUUCGAUUGAGCCAACAUAUGCAACAUUUACCACGAAUGCUGUCUCCGCCAACACGGAAACGUUGCCUUUAAAUGUCAGUCACGCUUUAACGCUACGGAUUGAAUCCAGCCCUUUAGGCUCUGGUCUCUACUAUGCUGUAUGUCUAAAAAGACACCUUAUUAAAGACAGGUGGUUUGAAGAGUGACAAAGCAAGCCCUUAUUUCCCAUUGUAAUUGGCCAUUUUCCUCAGAGCCGUUGCAAUUGUAGCUCCCAUUGUUGGUGUAUGAAUGAAGCUGCCAUUUUCACUUCACUGUGGCAGCCCACCCAAGGGCAUAAUAAUAUACAAUCAGGCCAUGUGGAACAUGACUGCAGUACGAGCAGAGAGAGACAAUGAUUAUGUUGAAAUGAUGCUCCACAACUAUGGCGACACAACGUGACUGUAUAUUUUCAGUGUCACAGCCUGGUCAGCAUGAGUAUAUAUUAAAAGGGAUUUAGAUACAAAAAAUGAAA